GCUAGUUUAGAAAACAAUUGUUCGUAAGAUUUCAUAGUGCACAGUGUGAUUGGAGUGUAGAAAAGAUUCAAAUAUCACUCGCAAGUGGCGUAGCAGAAAGAAGACGUGUGUUUUCAAGAAGUGCGUUCCCGUUGAGCGAAACUGGCGUUAUCGAGUAUCGCGUGUAUUGCGUGAAUGUUAUCUAUCUUCGUUCUACACCUCCACCCCCUUGAACGCCGUCGAUCGAUUCGUUGAGGAAUGAUGUUUCCAAUGUUCCCGCAUAUCAGUUGUUAGUGCUGUCCGGCUGUCAACAACCUGGACGCCACGCCAAAACUAUGACGAGAUGGGUUCCAGCCAACAAGACAGGCCGGUCACCGCGCACCGUCCGGUACUCCGCAAGCGCCGGAAGGCCCUUCCCCACCAUAUCACAACAGCUUCGGUCCAGAUCAGCUGUCCAUCAAUUGUCGAUCGGCAGAUCGAUCGUCGAAAAGAUGGUGGCCGCCCAUCGACGGUAGCCAGAACGAUGCCAAAACGUAACGCAGCCGUGGCCAAUCUGUGGCUGCUGCUGGUUGCUCUCUUAAUAAUAGAUGCUUAUGUUUCAUGGUUUUCAUCCUCAACCCUUCAAGGAGUGACGGCAGCGUCAACAACGGCCGUUGCCGUCGAUAAUCAGCUAGCUCCGACGAUAGCCAGUGCAAUGUCACCGGCGAUAGGCGGCACGGUGUCCAGCAGUAGCAGUAGUAGUAGUAGCUCCCGAACAAUACUGCUGCUCUUCACAACCUACUACGAUCUGCGCCUACUGAACGUUUCCGUGCACCCCGACACAAAUGCGCUCACGUACACGAUGGAUGUCCUGCUGAAGGAAUUGAACGAGGCGUCGGCGAUGGACUUUUACUACGACCGGGGGCUGGUGUGCUGGACGGAGCUGGAAACGCUCGAGGUGAUUCAGUGCGGGCGCACCAACGGCACGCAGACCGUGACGGGCAAGACAACUGUGAUAACCGACGGGCUGGACAAGCCCGAGGGCCUAGCGAUAGACUGGUACACGGACAAGCUGUACUGGACCGAUGGGGACUCGAACCGGAUCGAGGUGGCGCAGCUGGGAGCUGCUGGCGCUGGCGUGCCGAAACCGCAGCACCAGAAGGUGCUGAUCUGGAGCGAUCUAGAUCAGCCGAGAGCGAUAGCGCUGGUGCCCGCCCAGCGUUUCAUGAUUUGGACGGACUGGGGAGAAAGUCCCAAGAUCGAGCGGGCCAGCAUGGACGGAGAUCCGGGGAGCCGAAAGGUGCUGGUGAACGACCGGAUAUUCUGGCCCAAUGGACUUGCGGUGGAUCUGGAGCGAGAGCUCGUCUACUGGGUCGAUGGCAACCAGCGGUUCUUGGACGUGAUGGAUCUGGAUGGAAGCAACCGGAGAACGCUUGUGCGCAACCUGGACUACCCCUACAGCCUGACGUUCACGGCGAACUUCCUCUUCUGGACCGAUUGGAAGGAGGGCACGUUACACUACUAUGACAUUCAGCGCGAUCGGCACCGGGAGCUACUGAGCAACACGCAGGUUCCGAUCACGGUGCACGCGUGGGACGCCCGGCUGCAACCUCCUCCCGUGGACAAUCCCUGUCGGCGGAACAAUGGCAACUGUUCGCACCUUUGCCUGCUCGCGACCAACACGGAAGGGUACAGCUGUGCGUGCCCGACCGGCGUCAAGCUUCUCACGGCCACCCAGUGUGCGGACGGACCGCAGGAUAUGCUGUUCGUAGCGCAACGGUCCCAGAUCAACCGCAUAUCGCUCGAUUCAUCAGACUACACGAUCGUCCCGUUGCCAUUCGGCAAGGUGCGGUAUGCCAUCGCGAUCGAUUACGAUCCGGUAGAGAACUACGUGUACUGGUCGGACAAGGAGGAGAGUGCGAUCAAACGAGCGCCCGCCAAUGGUGGUCCGGCGGAAGAGGUAGUCACGGCAGAGAUACAGAACCCCGACGGGUUGGCAAUCGACUGGUUGGCGCGUAAUCUCUACUGGACGGACACUGGCACGGACCGGAUACAGGUUUGCCGACUGAACGGGUCCUUCCGGCGAGUGCUGAUCUACGACAAUCUGGUCGAACCGCGUGCCAUUGCACUCGCUCCAACGCUGGGGUGGAUGUUCUGGAGCGAUUGGGGUGCGAAGGAGCCAAAGAUCGAACGGGCGUCUCUGGACGGAACCGAGCGCGUGCUGAUCGUGUCGCAGAACCUGAUCUGGCCGAACGGUAUUUCGCUGGAUGUGGGCGCAAGGAAGAUCUAUUGGUGCGAUGCGAAAGCGGACACGAUCGAGGUGGUCAACAUGGACGGCUCGGGCAGGAAUACGAUCAUUUCGGACAACCUGCCGCACGUCUUCGGGUUGAGUCUGCUGGGUGACUACCUGUACUGGACCGACUGGCAGCGGCGUUCGAUCGAUCGAGCACACAAGCUCACCGGUGCCGAUCGCAUUACGGUCGGGGACAACAUUGCCGAGCUGAUGGGCCUCAAGGUGACCCGGUUGCACGAGGUCCAAGGGACGAAUCCUUGCGCCGUAAACAACGGAGGCUGUACGCAGCUGUGCUUGAAUCGUCCGCGAGAUUACGUGUGCCGCUGCCAGCUGGACUACGAGUUGGGGUCGGACAAUCGGACGUGUUUCGUCCCGCAAGCGUUCCUGCUAUUCUCGAACCACGGCAGCAUCGGGCGCAUCUCGAUUGACAGCCACAACCACACGGAUUACGCGCCGUUCCGGAAUGUGAUCGAUGCGCACUACCUCGACGUGGACGUGGCCGAUCGGCGCAUCUACUGGGUCAGCCAGAAGCAGAAGUACAUUUCGCGCGCGUACAUCAACGGUUCGGAUGUGCAGCGCAUCGUGGAGACGGGGUUGAUGCAACCGGAAGGGAUCGCGGUCGAUUGGUUGGCGCACAACAUCUACUGGACGGAUGCGGACGCGCGGCGCAUCGAGGUCGCACGGUUGGAUGGUAGCAGCCGGCGUAUCCUGAUCUGGAAGGGCAUCGAGGAGCCAAAGAACCUCAUCCUGGAACCGCGCAAGGGGCUAAUGUACUGGACCGAGUGGCCCUCGGACUCGAUCCGCCGGGCGGCGAUGGAUGGGAGCGAACUGAUGACGAUCAUCUCCGGUGCAAACCAUGCGAUCGGGUUGACGCUCGAUCCGGACACGCGUCGACUCUACUGGACGCGCCAGAGUUCGCCGACGGGCAUCGAAAGUGCCGACUGGGAUGGGAAGCGCCGGACACGGCUUGUGAUGACCGACGCCGGCGAUAGCAACCGGUUCGGGCCGGUCGCGGUCACAAUCUACCAGGACUGGGUGUACUGGGCCGACUGGAACACGGACGAGAUCGGGCGGGCAAAUAAAACCACGGGCGAAAACCGUACGAUCGUGCACACGAACCUCAAGUAUACGUACUCCCUGCUUGCCUUUCAUCACGGCCGCCAGUCCGGCUCGAACCAGUGUCGGACGAACAAUGGUGGCUGUACGCACCUCUGUCUAGCGCUGGGUCAACGCAAGAUGACCUGCGCCUGCCCAACCCACUACACACUCAACCCGAACCGUGUGUCGUGCAGUCCCCCAAAACAGUACAUCAUAUUCAGCCAGCGGAACUCCUUUGGCCGCUUCGUGCCCAACACCGCUGACUCACCGGACAUACCGUUGCCGGUCACGGGCAAGAAUAUACGGGCGGUCGAGUACGACAUACUCACCAGGCACAUCUAUUGGAUCGAUGGCCGUGGUCCAAUCAUCCGGCGGGCAUUCGACAACGCUACCAACGCGAAGGUUUCCAUCAAUCCGACAUCUUCCCCGUUCGACAUGGCGAUCGAUCCGAUCGGUCGGCUUCUCUUCUGGAGCUGCUCGCAUACAAAUACCAUCAACAUCACGACUUUGGAUGGCAAAUUUGCCAAUUUAGGGAAUGUGGAUAUCGGGAGGACGGAAAAACCGCGCAGCUUGGCGUUGCAUCCUAUGAAGCGGUUACUCUUCUGGACAGACGUCGGUGCGGCGCAGUCGAUCACCCGGGCGAAGCUGGACGGUUCGCAGCGUGUCGAGUUGAUCGUAAAGCUCGAAGGCAUUCAGGCGUUGGCUCUCGAUCCGCAGCUGAAUCGAUUAUUCUACGCUCAUGGGAAGCGGAUUGACACGAUGGAUAUCAACGGACAGGAUGUGAGAACACUGGUGGCGGAACACAUCAGCAUGGUGUCUUCGAUAGCGGCACUGGAUGGUUUUAUCUACUGGCUCGACGAACGGCCGGUGAUGGAACGGAUUUCCGUCGAUGGCGACAACCGGCGGGUGGAGAUUCACAAGAACCCGCACAUGACGGACAUUGUGGCCGUGUGGACACCGGACGAACGGCUGCUACGAAACCACACCUGCAACACGGGCCGGGCGGAGUGCAGCCAUAUUUGUAUCGGAGCGCCGGACGAUUUGCCGAACGAGCACGUUUGCGCCUGUCCAGCCGGUUUGAUGCUGCUGGAAGAUCGGCGCAAGUGUGGCGAACAACCGAUCUGUGGUCCGGAUCAUUUUAUUUGUGCCUCCCCGAGUCAGCGUGACCGGAACAACGAUUGUAUUCCGUCGUCGUGGCGUUGCGAUGGGCAGAAAGACUGCCCGGAUCGGUCCGAUGAGAUGGAUUGUCCAACGUGCCGCGGUGACCAGUUCAAGUGCCAGUCGGGAGAGUGCAUCGAUAAGCAUCUGGUGUGCGACGGCACGACGCAGUGUUUGGAUGGGUACGAUGAGGCGGUGUGCUGCAAGCAUCCGGAAGAUUUCCAGUGCCCGACGAGCAAGGUUUGCAUUUCGUUUCACAACGUGUGCGAUGGUGACGAGCACUGUGCGAAGGGCGAAGAUGAAGCGCCGGAGAUUUGUAGCGAGUAUGGUAACCGUCGGAUGGCGCCGAGCUCGAGUAAGAUCACGCUUCUUAUCGUGGUUGUGACGGCGGUUGCGGUGGUGUUCCUCGUCGUGUACUUACUACAAACGUGCCGAACUCGCUUCGGUACCGGCGGAGUUGGUGGACUCGAGCCGAAAGAGUGUGACCAAGCGGCAGCUCCUCUCUCUCCCGGUGCACUCAACAAGAGUGUGCGCGUGUCCCGGUUAGCCUCGGUGGCGGACGCGGUACGAAUGUCGACACUGAACAGUCGAACAAGUGCUGGCAGCUACGAUCGCAAUCAUAUAACCGGAGCGAGCAGUUCCACCACGAACGGCAGCAGUCUUAUCGGAUACCCACUGAACCCACCUCCAUCGCCAGCGACGACGGCCGGAUCGACAGGGCGCUUCUGCAGUAGCUACCAUCCGUAUAAACACUAUAAAAUCAUCAACCAACCGCCACCACCAACACCCUGCUCAACGGACGCGUGCGACGAAAGUGACUCCAACUACACGAGCAAAAGCAACCGCAGCCAACGGGGUCACGGAUCGGGCACGGGUGGUGGUACCAGCAGCUCGGUCGGCAGCGGAAGUGGUCGACAUAAUGGCACCGGAGGAGUCGGCAAGUACAAGGAUCGAUGCUACGAUCCGGAACCAUACCCGCCGCCACCGACACCACGUUCGCACUACCACAGCGAUAUCGGUGGAAUGCUACCGGAAAGCUGUCCCCCAUCGCCCAGCUCACGAAGCUCGACGUACUUCUCGCCCCUACCACCGCCACCCUCACCGGUACCAUCGCCUUCGAGGGGGUUUUCGUAGCAGUUAGAGAACGGUGGCGGAGACGAUGAGGACGACGAAGACGAACAGGUUUUUUUAGCCGACCCCGCUUACGACCCGGUUCCACCCGGGAAGGACAAUGUGCCCAUCGCGAGAAGGUAGGCACAGUAGGACAGGGUAAGAAGGACAAACGUACGUCAUCAUCUCCGUCGCGUCGUGAAUCCAAUAUGAAGUGAAUCUACCUCCUAACGACUUCACGCCUUCGUGUGCCAUUACUUUGAUAUCCCUGAGCGAGAGGGAAAGAAAACAAGAUUCCUUCCCGACUCUACCAUUAUAUCCUAUUGUACAGAAAAAAACAUACGCAAAAAUGGACCUACUCUAGCCCUCCUUUUCUAAUAGGAUGCCAACAGAAAAAGUGCCUCGAAAUCGUUGUAGCGAGAAACAGGUAUCGAAGGAAGCAAUGAUUUACUAGAUGCCUUCGAUUUUCUGAUUAAACUGUGUGGUUUUUAGCUUUAACAAAUGAGGAAAGAUUAGAACCGGAACUGGAGAAUUUUCAUAACCACUUCUCCCUUCAUUGCAUCUGUAAAUAAGUGUUCCCAUCAUUAUCCAUGCAAAUGUUAUAUUAUGUCAGCCUUACAAACCGAUUUCCCCGCUUCAUUAUUUUUCAAUGUUUCUCCAUUUAAAUUAAUUGAAUCAUACAUGCAUAAUCGUGGGGGCUUUCCGAACGAUCCGUUUUAUGGUCGCUAUGGAGUAGCCCAUGGCAACGAAUAGACGCAAAUGACGACGUCGUGCUUCCCCAGUGAUCGGAUAGGCAGCCAUUUUUCGUUCGUUUUCCACCCGCUGUUUAGUUACAGUAUAAUACACCUACUUCCUCCAUAAGACUGACUAAAACGUUGCCCUUCCGUCGUGUCGUCUGCAAAGUUACUUGAGCUUUUGAUGUGUUGUUCGUAGCUAAUUUCAAGUCACACAUCAACCAUGUUCUUCCAUGCGCGCCACCAUCACCCCUGGAGGAUGUGGGUCAAAACAAGCCUUGACCUCAAACUUCCCAGAGCUU
Messenger RNA from Anopheles coustani, 6653 nucleotides. RefSeq names its product low-density lipoprotein receptor-related protein 6 (gene arr). NCBI's taxonomy places the organism in Eukaryota, Metazoa, Arthropoda, Insecta, Diptera, Culicidae. The record is from RefSeq and is a predicted model, not a curated record. Bases 323 to 5641 code for a protein of 1772 amino acids. Gene Ontology annotation, molecular function: protein binding. The transcript has 5 exons.